AGAGGGCAGAAGAAUGUGACAUUAACCUAGUUUAUUCAAGAAAUUCCGCCAAAUAAUCAAUUUAUAAAAUAAUUUUUAACAAUGAAUUUAAAACAAAAAAUGUUCAUUCAGUUUAUGAUCAAAAAUGGUGCGGCAACUACAGAUCAAGCGUUGUCCUUCUGCCAGGAUUCGGUUGAAAAUUUCGUUGAACUAAAGUUGUUUAUUCACGAGAUAAAUCGUGAAAUAUCCAAACAAAACUUUAAAAUAGGACUAACAACUUGCGAAGUAUCGAAUCAAGACUUUGUUUUGUGGCUCAAUACAAAAAAUGAUGAUGUAUCGAAGCUGCAAAUAACUUACAGCACGAUUGAACUAGAAUACUUUCACGUUCUUAUGCAGGAAAUUCUCAUUUCCGAACAUAGAAGAAUAACCUACGCCACUGCCUUAAAUAUCACUUCGAGCUUAACGAGUAAUUUCACAAGAACAAAUGGACAAACUGUAUUAAAAAAGUGGUUUGCUGGACAGUAUUUUAUUAAAGAAAAUAGUUAUGUUUAUUUGGGCUCAAGAUUAAUAACCGAGUUUACAACUUAUUUAAAAAUACAGUCUCCAGAUCAAAUAUGCAAGCUCUGUUCAGAAUUAGUUUUCAAAGGAAGAAUUUGUGCCAGUUGUGAUUCGAUCAAUCAUUCUUAUUGUUUGGAUAAGUAUUUAGAGAGACAAAAUAAUUGUCCAUCAUGUUCAGAAGAAUGGACGGAAAAAGAUGAUGGUUCCUUGUAUACACAAAAUACUGUUGUCACACAAGAAAGUGCUGAAAGCAAUGAUGAAGAUGGGGAUGAGGAACAAGGCAGACCUGUAAGGAAGAAUAGAUCUGCCUCGCAAAGAAAGUAGGACCAAUAAAAGUACACUUCGCUGCAAGACAAUGAGUAGUUUAUUUUGUACAAAAAGGUUAUUUUCGACAAUCGCCAGGUUAUUUUUGUUGUUAUUAUUAUUUAAUAAAAACUUACGGUAACAGUGCGUUAAAAGUUGUGACGUAGCCGUGCUAACUGAUACGCAUGCGCAUUAUAAUAUGUAUGUAUAUUUUGUUUUAAUACUGAUAAAAAAUGGACAAAGUACAAAAUCCUUACGAUUAGUAACCCUAUCAUUUCACUUACAAAAUAGAAAGGCAUAUUUUUUUUCUUUUCCAUAAUUAAGGUUAAUAUAAAACGCUAAGUAGGGUUCAGGUUUGACUUGUAACGUUUUUUUUUUCCAAAGACAAAUAUGAAUUAGGUUGUUUCAACAUUCUUAUUACAAUAAUAAUUAGAUAUUUUAUUAUUUACAUGGUCCACAUAUAAAAUUCUUAAGACAUAUUGAAACCCUGUUAUAUAAGAAAAGAGAAGCUCACGAAAAUGUUUGUUAUAAUUACUAAACACGUGUAUUAAAUAGUAAGUUAUCUUUCAACUUUUAUCUAUGGAUAUUUUGUAUAAAAAUUUAGUGGGACACAAUAAAAUGUUUGAAUAUAUACAGGAUAUUCUUGUUUAUUUCGGCCAAUUCUGUAACUUUGAAAACGCUAAGCGCUUUUAGACGCUCAGCGUAUAUGACGUUAAUUUUUACUUGGCGCGCACUCGCACUUAACUACGAUAUUAUAUAAACUUGUAUGCUUUAACAUUGUAAACCAAUGAACUAUAUCUGUCAAUAGUGUCAAUGACAGUGUUCUUUACAGUGCCAGUGUGUAUUCAGCAAUUAGUCAAGAGAUAUGAUUGAACGUUUCUUAUAUAACAGGGUUAUAUACAAAGUGGUGCGCAACAGUUAUUUUAGAAAAAGUGCCUUAUAAAGUUAAGCAAUAUCAAAAAUGUUUUUCCCUUCAAUAAUUGGUAACUUAUACAGACAUUUUUACAAUGUAAUAAUUGAUAAAAUGAUUGAAGUUAAUAAAGGAACUUUGACAUAUAAUAA
Messenger RNA from Sitophilus oryzae (rice weevil), 1902 nucleotides. It is a transcript of the gene Nse1, whose product is annotated as non-structural maintenance of chromosomes element 1 homolog. Bases 82 to 861 code for a protein of 259 amino acids. Gene Ontology annotation, cellular component: Smc5-Smc6 complex; nucleus. Gene Ontology annotation, biological process: DNA damage tolerance; double-strand break repair via homologous recombination. Gene Ontology annotation, molecular function: ubiquitin-protein transferase activity. NCBI's taxonomy places the organism in Eukaryota, Metazoa, Arthropoda, Insecta, Coleoptera, Curculionidae. The transcript has 4 exons. The record is from RefSeq and is a predicted model, not a curated record.